ACUUAGGGGUGUGUCUUAGACAAUUAGUUCCUCAAGGAAGUACAGCUCAGAUUAUCUUGAAACACAGUGUUGAGCAGAUCAGAGAGUUUCUCUGUAACUUUUGUGUAGUUCCAUCCUUGUUUAAAGAGAGCAUUGAUUCAAAAAACCUGGAUGUUGAUCACCUAAGCUGCACAGACAAGGAGGCCAGAUACUUGACAGAGAGGAGGGAGGGAAAGAAAAGAAAAAGCAGAAAUGGAGAACUUUAGCUCCAGAGACUUGGCUAUGAAAGCCCAGAAGAAGCUUCUUAGCAAUAUGGCCAAUAAGUCAGUAGUGCAGAUGUUCAUUGAUGACACCAGCAGUGAAAUCCUGGACGAGCUGUAUCGUGUCUCAAAGGAGUACACAGGGAACCGUGCAGAGGCCCAGAAAGUGAUUAAGGACCUGGUUAAAAUUGUUGUGAAGAUUGCAGUGCUUUUUAAGCACAACCGUUUCAGUGAAGAGGAGCUCCACUUAGCCCAGACCUUCAAGAAGAAAUUACACCAGGGAGCCAUGACAGCUAUCAGUUUCCAUGAGGUUGAGUUCACCUUUGACAAAGCAGUGAUAUCAGAGAUCCUUAACUCAUGCAGAGACAUGAUGCUCAAGCUUGUAGGGACUCAUCUCACAGCAAAAUCCCAUGGACGCAUCAACCAUGUCUUUAACCAUUACUCUGAUCCGGAUCUUCUCACCCAGCUGUACAAUCCAAAUGGCCCUUUGAAGCCUCAUCUCAGUAAAAUUUGCAAUGGACUUAACAAACUGAUCGAAGAGGGCAAAUUAUGAGAGCGCCGUGCCAUUGGGACACCAAACAGUAUUUCUUUAAAGGGACCAACAAAGUGCUGGACUAGAAAAACGCAAGCCAUGAAUUAUAUAUUCAGCACACACAGUGAUUAUCUCACUGAUGGCAGUCUUUUUGUUCAAAUUUUUGUAAAUUUUAGUCCACCACUGUUCUCUGUUUACGAUAAGAAAAUUAAAUUUCACAUAAUUGUUUCUCGGCACAGAGAAAUAUUGAUCAUUUUGAAUUUUUAACAGGCAUUUCAGCAAACUUGUUUUGAGGUGAACAAUUUGAUGAUGACCUAAUUUUAUCAAUAAGCACUAUAUUUAAAUGUACUUAAUGAACCAUCAAGGUUACACUUAUCUAAAAAGCUUAGUGACUUAUGCUUUCCAGUAAAGCAAGAAACAAGGAAAGAAUAUAUAUAUAUAUAUAUAUAUAUAUAUAUAUAUAUAUAUAUAUAUAUAUAUAUAUAUAUAUAUAUAUAUAUAAAGGGGUUUUUUAUAAGGGGUAUUAAUAAAUACCAGCCCUCAAUUUUAUGCCACUGAAAAGGAAUUCAAGUUCUAGUUAAAAUUAGGAAUGAAAAGCUACAAUGCUGUAAGAAUAGGGGUAUAAUAAAUAUAUCUGUAAAAUUAUGCCUUGGGAAAAACAUUAUCAAAUCAAAGCACAGUUCCACAUUAGUAAAUCUCUUCACUGCCACCUGGUGUAACGUCAAUUGAACUGUGAUUGAAGUCUCUGUCUGCCCUAAACGAACUAAUGCACAUAUAUGCAUUGAUGAUUCUAUAUAAUGUGCUUUUGUUGCCCCAAGUGAAAAUAAGAUAAUUCAUAAAAGCCCAUGUUACUUUAAACUUCAAUAUUUGGAUAAAGCAGCAAUGGUGAUCAAUCCGGUUAUUUUAAAAGCCUACAGAUUCUCAGACAUUUUAUACUGAUACACUGAUGAUAUACACUGUAUAUUUCAUACAUAAAAAAUCCUGGUUGUAAAUAAACCUUGUGCAUUUA
Messenger RNA from Tachysurus vachellii, 1780 nucleotides. It is a transcript of the gene tnfaip8l2b, whose product is annotated as tumor necrosis factor, alpha-induced protein 8-like 2b. Gene Ontology annotation, cellular component: cytoplasm. The coding region runs from base 232 to 792 and encodes 186 amino acids. The transcript is spliced from 3 exons. Gene Ontology annotation, biological process: regulation of apoptotic process. NCBI's taxonomy places the organism in Eukaryota, Metazoa, Chordata, Actinopteri, Siluriformes, Bagridae. The record is from RefSeq and is a predicted model, not a curated record.